Molecule: messenger RNA, 8437 nt
Organism: Arabidopsis arenosa
Lineage: Eukaryota; Viridiplantae; Streptophyta; Magnoliopsida; Brassicales; Brassicaceae
Source: the annotation of a GenBank genome assembly
AAUAAUGUAUACCGAAUAAAUAAAAAUAACUAUUAUCAGUACUUGUUUAACAAUUGUAUACAUGAUGCAAAAAGCUUUGUCUUCUUUUUAUAAAGAUAAUAAGCAUAAAAUAAAGUCACUUUCUAUAGGUUCAUCAAGUACUCAGAUCUUGUCUGAGAAAUCAAGUUGAAAUCUGAUAAAUGGGUUUCUUUAAAUUCAUCUUCUUGUUAUCUCUUCUAUGGAGUUUCUACAGUUUAGGCUUAUCUCAGCUACAAGCUUCACAAGCACAAGUUCUUCUUCAGCUGAAAAAACACUUAGAAUACCCACAACAGCUAGAAUCUUGGUAUGAUCACAGGACCAAUUUCUGCUAUCUACAAGCAACACCAUCGAUGAACAUCACUUGUUUCUCUAAUUCAGUCUCAGAGCUAAACAUCUUCGGUGAUAAAUCAUCGGAAAAGGCCAAAAGCUUUGAGGGUUUUGCUAUCUCUAAUGUUACUUUAUCUGAUAGAUUCUCUAUUGAAUCAUUUUUCACUACACUGUCAAGGUUAAAGUCUCUUAGGGUUCUUACUCUGUCUUCUCUAGGGAUUUGGGGUCAUCUCCCUGAGAAACUUCAUCGUUUAUCUUCACUUGAGUAUUUGGAUUUGAGCAAUAACUUUCUGUUUGGAUCAGUACCACCUAAGUUGUCUACAAUGGUAAAGCUUGAAACUUUCAGAUUUGAUCAUAACUUCUUCAAUGGCACAUUACCUAGCUGGUUUGAUUCCUAUUGGUAUCUCAAAGUUCUUAGCUUUAAGAGUAAUAAGCUAUCAGGAGAGCUACAUUCUUCAUUACUCUCGUUGUCAACAAUCGAGUAUAUCGAUUUGAAGGCGAAUUCUCUGAGUGGUUCACUUCCGGAUGAUCUGAAAUGUGGAAGCAAACUCUGGUUUAUCGACAUUUCCGACAAUAAGUUAACCGGAAAACUUCCUCGUUGCUUAAGCAGCAAGCAAGAUAUUGCGUUGAGAUUCAAUGGAAACUGUUUAUCUCUAGAGAAACAGCAACAUCCAGAAUCUUUUUGUGUUAAAGAAGCUCGCGCUGAGGCUAAAGCUGAAGCAAAAGCAGAAGCAGAGGCUGCAAAUGAAUCAGGGAAAAGAAAAUGGAAGAAAGGAGCUUUAAUCGGUUUAAUCGUUGGUAUAUCAAUGGCGGUAUUGGUUUUAGUCUGCUGUGUAUUCAUCUUGCUCAGAAGAAAAGGAGUAACAAAGAAGCAUGUGCACCAUAAUACAGUCCAAGAUAAUCAUCCAUCAACUGGAUUUUCCUCUGAGAUACUCUCAAAUGCAAGGUACAUUUCUGAAACAUCCAAGUUUGGUUCAGAGGAUUUACCGGUAUGUAGACAGUUUAGCUUAGAAGAGAUAGUUAAAGCUACAAAGAACUUCGAUAAGACCAUGAUACUCGGUGAAAGCUCAUUAUAUGGCACGCUUUACAAAGGAAAUCUUGAUAAUGGAACAAAAGUGGCUAUAAGAUGCUUACCUUCAUCGAAGAAAUACUCGAUAAGGAAUCUGAAACUGCGGUUAGAUUUGCUCGCGAAGCUUAGACACCCGAAUCUAGUUUGCUUGUUGGGUCAUUGCAUAGAUUGUGGAGGAAAAGAUGAUUACAGCGUAGAAAAAGUCUUUUUGAUUUAUGAGUACAUUCCCAAUGGAAACUUUCAAUCUUGUCUCUCAGAUGAUAGUUCGGGUAAGGCUAUGAAUUGGUCAGAGAGGCUGAAUGUUCUCACAGGUGUUGCAAAGGCUGUUCAUUUUCUUCACACUGGAGUUAUUCCUGGAUUCUUCAGCAAUAGACUCAAGACUAACAAUGUCUUGCUAAACCAACACCGGUUUGCUAAGCUGAGUGAUUAUGGUUUGUCCAUUGUCUCUGAAGCAACCAGACAUAACACAGAAAUCGCAAAAUCAUGGCAAAUGUCAAGGCUAGAAGACGAUGUUUACAGCUUUGGAUUGAUUCUUCUACAAUCAAUCGUUGGACCAUCUGUAACCGCAAGAGAAGAAGCAUUUCUACGGGACGAACUGGCAUCGUUGGAGAGCGAGGAAGGGAGAAGAAGAAUGGUGAAUCCGACAGUACAAGCCACUUGUCGGAAUGGAUCAUUGAUAAGAGUGAUAACUCUAAUGAACAAAUGUGUUUCACCGGAAUCAUUAAGCCGACCGUCCUUCGAAGAUAUCUUGUGGAAUUUACAGUAUGCUUCUCAGUUGCAAGCUGCUUCAGAUGCUAUGGCGACCGGUGGUGCUGCGGCGGAUUUGGAAGAUGUUCAGACGGUGGAUCUCAUGUCGGAGCUCCUCCGCCGCCUCAAAUGUGCUCAGAAACCCGACAAACGCCUCAUCUUCAUUGGACCUCCAGGGUCAGGGAAAGGUACACAAUCUCCGGUAGUUAAGGAUGAGUAUUGCUUGUGUCAUUUAUCCACUGGAGACAUGUUAAGAGCUGCUGUUGCUUCCAAAACCCCUCUUGGUGUGAAGGCUAAAGAAGCUAUGGAAAAAGGAGAGCUUGUCUCUGAUGAUUUGGUUGUUGGUAUUAUUGAUGAAGCCAUGAACAAGCCAAAAUGUCAAAAAGGAUUUAUCCUUGAUGGGUUUCCCAGGACUGUUACUCAGGCAGAGAAGCUCGAUGAGAUGCUUAAGAGGCGAGGAACUGAAAUCGACAAAGUUCUCAACUUUGCUAUUGAUGACUCAAUCUUGGAGGAAAGAAUAACCGGGCGAUGGAUCCACCCAUCGAGUGGCAGGAGUUACCACACAAAAUUUGCGCCUCCCAAAACCCCUGGAGUUGAUGAUAUUACCGGAGAGCCUCUGAUCCAACGCAAAGAUGAUAACGCUGAUGUUCUAAGGUCGAGGCUUGCAGCUUUCCACAGUCAAACUGAACCGGUGAUUGAUUACUACGCAAAGAAGGCCGUUCUCACAAACAUCCACGCCGAGAAGGCUCCCCAAGAAGUUACAUCAGAGUCUCUUUACAAAAUAAGUAAUUUGUCUCAUACCCGGAAUCGGAUAUUAAUAAGAGCUGUUAGUUUAACAAGAGAACUAAAAUUCCAAGUGAGAAACUUUCUUCAACGAUCAAAAGAAGCUGCUUCAAUGGCGAAAUCUAUGAGAACUAUCAAAAAUCCAUUCUUCAGUUCGCAUCCGCCAUCUCCAUUCUUCCAUCUCUCUCUGCUCUUCUUCUCUCCACUGAAGAAAUCCAGUCCCCGAUACCUAAACCACCACCACCAAACUCGAUGCCCACCUCCACAGUUUUUCCUUCUUCUCAUCUCACUUUCUCUCGUUUUCUCGGGAAUUUCGUUUCUCAGAUUUUCUUUAGACCCUGAUUCGUCAACUUGCGUCUCCACAUCUUCCACUUCCUCUCUCAAAUUCUUCAUCUCCGACGUCGACCACCGUCAGAUCUUAACCUCCCUUUCUGUCUCCGGAGCUUCCACAUUGUAUCCGUUACCGACGAGAGGAGGACAUUCCGGGAAUAUGACGGAGGAAGAGAGAGAGUUUUGGAAACAACCCAAUGGUGAAGGAUACAAGCCUUGUUUGGAUUUUAGUUUGGAUUACAGGAAGAAAUCAGUUAGGGUUUCUAAAGAGAAGAAACGAUUCCUUGUUGUUGUUGUCUCUGGAGGACUUAAUCAACAACGGAAUCAAAUCGUUGAUGCUGUUGUAAUCGCUAUGAUUCUUGAAGCUGCUCUUGUUGUUCCUGUUUUGCAGGUGAAUCGAGUUUGGGGAGACGAAAGUGAGUUCUCUGACAUUUUCGAUGUAGAGCAUUUCAAGAAAACGCUGAGAUCUGAUGUGCGUAUCGUUUCUUCUCUACCGUCAACGCAUCUUAUGUCUAGACAAACAAUUGAGAAUCAGAUUCCUUGGGAUGUUUCUCCGGUUUGGAUCCGUGCUAAAUACUUCAAACAGUUGAAUGAGGAAGGACUUUUGGUGUUGAAAGGAUUAGACUCAAAGUUAGCCAAGAAUCUCCCGCAGGAUCUGCAGAAACUUCGAUGCAAAGUUGCUUUCCAUGCACUGAGAUUCGCAGCACCGAUUGAGAAUCUCGGGAACAAACUCGCGAGAAGAAUGUGGAUAGAAGGUCCAUAUAUAGCUCUCCAUUUAAGGCUAGAGAAAGAUGUUUGGGUAAGAACCGGUUGUCUAACUGGAUUGGGCUCAGGAUUUGAUCGGAUCAUAGCAGAAACCAGAACGUCUCAGCCUCGAUACCUCACUGGUAGACUAAACAUGAGCUAUACAGAGCGUAGACUUGCUGGUUUUUGUCCUUUCAAUGCAUAUGAGAUUGCAAGGUUAUUGAAGGCCUUGGGAGCACCUAGGAAUGCAUCGAUAUAUAUUGCAGGAGGUGAGCCAUUUGGUGGCUCACGAGCAUUAGAGCCUCUCUCUAAAGAGUUCUCUAAUUUGGUGACAAAGGAGACACUGGCUCAUAAAGGCGAGCUCUUGCCUUACACCAAUAGAUCUUCAGCUUUAGCAGCUAUUGACUACAUUGUAUCACUUAGCAGCGAUGUUUUUCUUCCUUCCCAUGGUGGAAACAUGGCAAAAGCUAUGCAGGGAAACAGAGCUUAUGUAGGACACAGAAAGUUUAUAAUUCCUAAUAAGAGAGCAAUGCUUCCUUUAAUGGAGAAUUCUUCGGUUUCGGAUGCCGAGCUGAGUUUUGUAACUCGGAAGCUUCACCGUAAGUCCCAAGGCCAUCCUGAGUCACGGAGAGGGCGGAGAGAUCGUGACGUGAUAGCUUAUCCCGUCCCGGAGUGUAUGUGCCGCCAUGGAAAACACAGCCGUUCGAUUGACCGGAGCUCCGGCUUCGAUCAACGGACAGGAAUUUAUCACAGUCUUCGUCCCUCUCUUUCUCUACCUCCUAUAGAUCAACCUCUCUCCACCGCCGAAUUCGCGCUUUCUCUCCUCCGCAAAUCCUCACCACCAGCCACCGCCGGGAAAAACAUUGAAGCCUUAACCUACCUAGUUAACUCGAGCUCUGGUGAUAGCCUCACUUAUGGAGAGCUUCUUCGUGGAGUUCGUUCUCUUGCUGUAUCUCUCCGGGAGCGAUUUCCUUCUCUUUCCUCCAGAAAUGUUGCUUUUAUCCUCUCUCCACCUUCGCUGCACAUACCAGUGCUUUACUUAGCUUUAAUGUCGAUCGGUGUUGUUGUUUCACCGGCGAACCCAAUCGGAUCUGAAUCGGAGGUGAGUCAUCAGGUUGAAGUCAGUGAACCAGUAAUUGCGUUCGCGACAUCGCAGACGGUUAAGAAGCUUCGGUCCUCAUCUUUCCCUCUCGGAAUCGUUCUGAUGGACUCGCCUGAGUUUCUCUCCUGGUUAAAUCGAUCGGAUGCUUCUUCGGUUAAUCCAUUUCAGGUUCGGGUCAACCAAUCGGACCCUGCCGCAAUCCUCUUUUCGUCUGGAACAACCGGGCGGGUCAAAGGCGUUUUGAUCACUCACCGUAACCUAAUCGCCUCGACCGCCGUGUCUCACCAACGGACUCUCCAAGAACCGGUUGAUUAUGAUCGCGUCGGACUGUUCUCGCUUCCGCUCUUCCACGUGUUUGGCUUCACGAUGAUGAUUCGAGCCAUCUCGCUUGGAGACACACUGGUGCUUUUAGGGAGAUUCGAGCUCGAGGCGAUGUUAAAGGCGGUGGAGAAAUAUAAGGUUACUGGUAUGCCUGUAUCUCCUCCGUUGAUUGUAGCAUUGGUCAAAUCGGAGCUAACGAAGAAGUACGAUCUCCGGUCGUUGCGUUCUCUUGGCUGCGGCGGCGCUCCACUCGGCAAAGACAUCGCAGAGAGGUUCAAGCAGAAAUUCCCAGAUGUGGAAAUUGUACAGGGCUAUGGCUUGACGGAGAGCUCGGGGCCAGCUGCGUCAACGUUUGGACCUGAAGAGACGGUAAAAUAUGGCUCAGUUGGUCGUAUCUCUGAGAAUUUGGAAGCCAAAAUUGUUGAUCCAUCCACCGGAGAAGCCUUGCCACCAGGAAAAACCGGUGAACUCUGGCUCCGAGGACCAGUCAUCAUGAAAGGUUAUGUGGGAAACGAGAAAGCGAGUGCAGAGACAGUAGACGAAGAAGGGUGGUUAAAGACUGGUGAUCUCUGUUAUUUUGAUGCGGAAGGUUUUCUAUAUAUUGUUGAUCGGCUUAAGGAACUAAUCAAAUACAAGGCUUAUCAGGUUCCACCGGUAGAGUUGGAGCAGAUUCUUCACUCGAAUCCAGAUGUGAUUGAUGCUGCAGUUGUUCCGUUCCCUGACGAGGAUGCAGGAGAGAUUCCAAUGGCUUUCAUAGUGAGAAAACCAGGAAGCAAUCUCAACGAAGCGCAAAUCAUUGAUUUCGUAGCUAAACAAGUUGCUCCGUACAAGAAGGUAAGACGAGUUGCUUUCAUAAAUUCAAUCCCAAAAAAUCCUGCUGGGAAGAUUCUGCGUCGGGAGCUUACUAAAAUCCAUCUCCUCCUCCAUCCCCGUCUUCCGUUUUCUGAUUCGCCGUCCGGGGGUGUUGAUGUCUCCAGAAGUUCUGUUGCCGUCGAAAAAGACUACGACUUUUACAGGAAUGGUUCUCGUGAUGUGUAUGUUCGACAGAGUGGUAGAGAUGCCGAGAGGCGUCAAAUCAAACGGCCUAGUGACCAUGAUCUCAGGAGGAAUGAUGGGCGUCACCGAUCACGGUUGGCUUAUGAGAAAGGGGAACUACGAGAGCAAGCGGAGGUUCAAAGACCCUCUGAGAAAAGGAGGAAGUUUUCACCCAUCUUGUGGAAUGCAAAAGAAGAGAAAGUGGGUAGAGCUCCGUCUGGGGAGAAGACAAAGUCUCCUUUCCCUAUUCCGACUACAACUGUGAUAUCCAAUCAGGCUGUUGCUGGUAAGACUUCUUCAGAGGAUCAAGUUAAUGUUUUGAUGUCGCCAGAACCUAGUUAUCUUGUUCCAGUGCAGCCUUUAGAAGCCAUGCUGUCUGCGAAACAUCCUGUUGAUGAUUUGGAGGAGGGUCAGUUGGAGGAAGAACAGGUGAUGCAGGAACAUGUUAAAGAGGGUCUGUUGGAGGAAAAACCAGUGAUGCAGGAACCAUGUAUAAAGACAUCUAGGUGGGGGACGGGUUUGACUUCCCCAAAGGAGGAGUUAAUAUCUCAUGCUGAUAAUGUUUCCAAGACUAGUAGAUGGAACAGGAGCAGUUUGACACCGGAGUGCGAGGAAGUAAUGGUGUCUGAAGAACAACAGUGCUAUUCAUCUGAAUCCGGCAGUGGACAUCGCACCGUAGAGAAGCUUAGUGCAGAUGAAAAUUCUGAUCGUGAGUAUUGUAGUUCUGAUCAUGAUGAGUUAGAAAAUGAAGAUCCAGAUUCUUCAACUCAGGGAGGGAUGGACAUGAUGCUUGGGAGCAGGUCUGUGAAUGAAUUUCAGAAGCUAAACAAGAUAAAUGAAGGAACGUAUGGAAUUGUUUACAAAGCAAGAGAUGAGAAAACAAAGGAGAUUGUGGCGCUCAAAAAGAUCAAGAUGAAGGAAGAUAGGUUCGAAGAAGAGUAUGGAUUCCCUUUGACAUCGUUGAGGGAAAUUAACAUACUUCUGUCAUGCAAUCACCCUGCGAUUGUGAACGUGAAGGAGGUUGUGGUUGGAGGGAAAAACGAUAGUGAUGUUUAUAUGGUCAUGGAACACUUAGAACAUGACCUGAGGGGUGUAAUGGAUAGAAGGAAGGAACCUUUUAGCACUAGCGAAGUCAAGUGCUUGAUGAUGCAGCUGUUGGAUGGUUUGAAAUACCUCCACACAAAUUGGAUUAUCCACAGGGAUCUGAAGCCAUCUAAUCUUCUAAUGAACAAUUGUGGGGAGUUAAAAAUAUGUGAUUUCGGGAUGGCACGCCAGUAUGGGAGUCCUAUCAAGCCGUAUACCCAGAUGGUUAUUACUCAGUGGUACAGGCCACCUGAACUUCUUCUAGGAGCAAAAGAGUACUCUACAGCAGUUGAUAUGUGGUCAGUUGGUUGCAUUAUGGCUGAACUGUUGUCUCAAAAGCCUUUGUUCCCGGGCAAGAGUGAGCUUGACCAACUUCAAAAGAUCUUUGCGGUCCUUGGAACACCAAACGAGGAAGUCUGGCCUGGAUUCUCAUCAUUCCCGAAUGCGAAAGCCAAGUUUCCUACACAGCCUUACAAUAUGUUACGUAAGAAGUUUCCAGCUAUUUCAUUUGUAGGUGGUCAAAUUCUUUCUGAACGUGGAUUUGAUUUACUGAACAGUCUACUAACUUUGGAUCCUGAGAAACGUCUAACAGUGGAAGAGGCUCUCAACCAUGGUUGGUUCCAUGAAGUCCCGCUACCAAAAUCCAAAGAUUUCAUGCCAACAUAUCCUCCAAAGCGUGAGAAGAUGAUGAUUCUGUGAACAUAAGAGGUAGUUGGCAAUGAUCUUUUCUAUGUUACUCCGAACAUAAUAAUGGUUUUGAGAUGAGCUUUAGAAGAGUAAACUGAAAUUGUCUUGUCCUCCUUUCUUGUUAAAAGAAUCAGCAUCAUCUUGAUUCUUGGUUAUGUCAAUGCCUUAAAAAAUAAAAUACAGUUGUUCUA